AUGACUGCAAUUACUUAUAUUUUUAGCCUAGGAAAGAGGCAUGGCAUCAUUAAGAAUAUGUUGGUCUUAGAACUAUCUAAAGACAUUUCUACUGUUAGUAUGAAGCCAGUUAUUAUAAACUCUACUGAGGAUCGAAUGGAGAAAAUGAAUCUAAUAGCAGAGUGCUGUAAAACAAGACACUCUCUAUGCAUACUACAACAUACUUCCAAACUUUACGCUGUGGUUUUGUCUGAAAUAUCGCAGUAUUUCUUUAAGCACUCAAUUGCUUUAUUUCUCCCUUCCCUGGAUAACCUUUCAAGCAGUUCAGUUGCAUUUUUUUCGUAUACGUACCAAAGUAUCUGA
Molecule: messenger RNA, 342 nt
Organism: Nematocida ausubeli
Lineage: Eukaryota; Fungi; Microsporidia
Exons: 1
Coding region: 1-342 (113 amino acids)
Source: RefSeq, a predicted model, not a curated record